UUCUUCAUACACUAGAAGGCCAAUUUUUCUCCAUAAAUACCCCUUUCACUCCUCACUCCUCAUCAAUUCCACUACACUCUGUUUCUCUCAAAUCACAAAAUUAACAUAUUCUUUUUCUUUUUGGUGUACAAAUGGCAAAAGAUAUGGAGGUUGGUACUGAAUAUGCACCAAAAGACUACCAAGACCCACCUCCAGCACCCUUAAUUGACCCUGAAGAGUUAGGAAAAUGGUCAUUUUACAGAGCUAUAAUUGCUGAAUUCAUAGCUACUCUGUUAUUUCUCUACAUAACUGUCCUUACUGUUAUUGGCUACAAAAGCCAAAGUUCCACUGACCAAUGUGGUGGAGUUGGUAUUCUUGGAAUUGCUUGGGCAUUUGGGGGUAUGAUUUUUGUACUUGUUUACUGUACUGCUGGUAUUUCUGGUGGACACAUUAACCCUGCUGUUACAUUUGGUCUUUUCUUAGCUCGAAAAGUAUCGUUGGUUCGAGCUAUCAUGUACAUUGUAGCUCAAUGUUUGGGCGCCAUUUGUGGUUGUGGAUUAGUAAAAGCUUUUCAAAAAGCUUAUUAUGUUAAAUAUGGUGGUGGUGCUAAUACGUUGAACGAUGGAUAUAGUACUGGUACUGGUUUGGGUGCGGAGAUUAUUGGAACAUUCGUUCUUGUUUACACUGUUUUUGCUGCUACCGAUCCUAAGAGGAACGCCAGAGACUCACACGUUCCUGUACUUGCGCCUCUACCCAUUGGAUUUGCGGUGUUUAUGGUUCACUUGGCUACAAUUCCUGUAACUGGAACUGGAAUUAAUCCUGCUAGGAGUUUUGGUGCUGCUGUUAUUUAUGGAGAUAACAAAGCUUGGGAUGAUCAAUGGAUAUUUUGGGUUGGACCAUUUAUUGGUGCUGCAAUUGCUGCAUUUUAUCAUCAGUUUAUUUUGAGAGCUGGAGCUGUUAAAGCACUUGGUUCAUUCAGGAGCAAUGCUUAAUUAUAAUUAUGAGAAUUGAAAAUUGUACAUUAUGUUUUUUUUUUUAAUGUUAUUAGAGCUGUUUAGCAUUUGUUUUAGAUUUGCUAAACAACGUCAUUACUACUUUUUUUUUUAUUUGUUUCCUUUUUUUUGGUGUGUGUUUCUGUAAUUUUCACUAUGCUUGUUUUUGAGUAUCUAAAUAAUGGAAUUAUGAACAAGGCUAUUAUCCUUA
This is a messenger RNA of Solanum pennellii, 1182 nucleotides long. RefSeq names its product aquaporin PIP2-1-like. The transcript is spliced from 3 exons. Bases 132 to 971 code for a protein of 279 amino acids. The record is from RefSeq and is a predicted model, not a curated record. Gene Ontology annotation, biological process: transmembrane transport. Gene Ontology annotation, cellular component: plasma membrane. NCBI's taxonomy places the organism in Eukaryota, Viridiplantae, Streptophyta, Magnoliopsida, Solanales, Solanaceae. Gene Ontology annotation, molecular function: water channel activity.